Molecule: messenger RNA, 2412 nt
Organism: Blumeria graminis f. sp. triticale
Lineage: Eukaryota; Fungi; Ascomycota; Leotiomycetes; Helotiales; Erysiphaceae
Source: the annotation of a GenBank genome assembly
AUGCGCUCUCAAUUGACCCGCAAUGUAUUUCGCAGACUCAUUUCCGGAAGAGGGUUAUUUUGCUAUUGCCCUCAUAACCCCAACCCGUUGUUGAUUUAUCGCAAACAAAAUACCAAUCACCAUACAGUGCCACUAUGGUCUCAGCGAACUCUUUUUGCCUUCGCGAAGCAGAUAGCCCGAGAGCCCAAGAAUCCCUCAAUUACACCAGGACUACCCAAAAUGAUGGAACUCUCUCGCAUGGAAAAAAUCGGAGCCAGGCCACCGCCCCCAAAUGAAUUAAAGAUAUCAUGGCAAGAAUUCUUUGGAUAUAAGUUGCGAAAUAAAGAAACUAUCAAUGGUCUGCAAGCCGAGCAUGCUUGGCGUACUUUUAAUUAUCUUAAGAAAUUUAGCUCAAGUAAAACGCGGGACAAGUUGGAAAUUUCAGAGCUCAGAAUUGCUAUUUGUGCUCUUCGGCGUUUGCCUGAGGAAGAGAUUGACCACCAUAACCAGCUUUCAAAGGCAUUAUUCAGCGAGCUCCAAGAAGAUAAUGAAGAUCUGUUCCAGAAGAUUCAAAAUCUAGAAUGCUUUGUCGAGACACUCUCGCUAUCCGGUGAUUCCUCCGAGGCACUGAAGCUGCUUAAUACAUUCAUGUUGGAAAGGAAAAAUUACCUAGCAUCAGAGGAUAUGGAGGUAGCCAGCUAUAACACGGACAAACUAUGGCUUUAUGUUCUCAAAGGUUUCUCAAAAGAGCAGAAUGCAGUGGAAUUACUACACACGCUUGACUUGGCUAAAACACACGGUUCGCUCUAUGAUUCAGCGAAACAUGAAAUCAUCACAACAUUUUUUGCGGAAAAGAAUGAUAUCGAACAGACAAAACGCUGGUUCAAUGAGCCAAUAAUAUGUAACGGUGAUUCUUCGCCACAAUCCCGAACCUUGGCUGCUAUCAUGCAAUUUUGCAUCCGCAAUGAUGAGCUCGAAUGGUGUCAAGAAGUCUUUAAGAAUGCUCUAUCCCUCAACUCAACCAAUGGCACCUGGGAUGUGGUCCUUCAAUGGGCUGCCGGAGUAAUGGGAAAGGGAGUUGAAGAUUUGGAAAGUAUGAUAAAGCUCAUGGUUGAACGUAAUCGCGACAAUAAGGUCAAAUGGCCCAAUAGUUCUACCUUCAAUGGGCUCGUAAGUCUAGCCAUUUCAAAUAAUGACCCUUAUCUCGCCGAAAGAUAUCUAUCCCUCGGCCUUCGUUUUGGAAUUAGGCCUGACGCGCACACCUUUAUUCUUCAAAUGAACUACCGGACUGAUGCCGGGGAUCUUCGGGGUGCUCAAGCAGCCUAUGAUGCCCUCCAGGCAGAAGAGGUCUUACAUGACGAAGAUCUGCCGUCGAUAAACAAAUAUAUUCGCGCAGCUUGUGCCUGUAAAGAGCCAGACCUUCAUCUAAUCAAGUCGGUAAUUGCUGAUCUUGAUGAACGUGGUAAGGGCCUUAGAGCUUCUACUGUCUCAGAAAUUGCUAUAGUUUACCUCACCCAGCGCGAGAUUGAUGAUCUUGUCGAUAUCUUACAAACCAACAUUUACCAUUAUACAUUAUCUGAGCGAGGGCUUAUUCGUGAUUAUUUUGUUAGUUUUAUUUGCGACCGUAAAAAUUCUACUUUGAAAGCUUGGGAUGCGUACAAUAUAUUGCGACAGUUUUUCGACGAAACAAAUACAGAACAGCGGACGCAAAUCAUGAACUCUUUUUUUGAGAGAAGCCGAUGUGAUAUGGCAUGCCACACCUUCGGACAUAUGCGUCAAAAUAACAUUCCUGAUCGCAAGCCCGUACUGGAAACAUACGUUGCUUGUUUUGAGGGGAUCGCCAGAUUAUCUGAUAGUGAGUAUGCAGAUGUAAUAUACGACAUGCUUAAGCUAGAUGCAAAUAUUGAGCCUAAUACCAAGCUAUACAACGCACUUAUGCUCGCGUAUACUAGUAUUUGUGAUGGCCAUCGAGCGAUUUCAUUCUGGAACGAUAUAGUAAAUCGACUUGAAGGGCCCAACUACAAAAGUCUCGAAAUAGUAUUGUGGGCAUGUCAAGAUUUGAACGUUGGAAGCCAUACAGCACGAGAGAUAUGGGCAAUGAUGAAGCGAAUGGGCGUUAGCAUUACUAGGCCAAUAUUUUCUGAGUAUAUGGGGUCACUUGCUCGCGAUGGGCACUGGGCCGAGGUCAAAUCAAUGAUGAGUCGAAUGGAGCAAGAAUACUGCUUAAAACCAGAUGUAAGAAUGCUUGGCACAAUCUAUAAUUGUUUACCAGGAGAAUCCUCACAAGAUAUGAUGCAAGCAUGGGCUGAGGAGUAUUUCCCGGAAAUUUGGGCAGAGCUGUGGAAUAUUGGUCGGAGAAUGGUGCGGCACAAGAUAUAUCCCGAAAUCAGAAUGCGGCAAUUCAAUUUGAAGCGGGACUUCAAGGCAUCCUAA